UGGAAAUCUCGUUCGAACGAAGUGUUGUUACAGUACUGGAUAGUAACUUAAAAGUUUAUUGCAAUGUCGAUGCAGCAGUUCUGUUUGCGGUGGAACAAUCAUCAACCGAAUUUUAUUUCGGUCUUCUCAAAUUUGUUAAACAAUGAGACUUUGGUGGAUGUGACAUUGGCUGCCGAAGGCAGGCACCUUCAGGCACACAAAGUUGUACUGUCUGCAUGCAGUACAUACUUUCAGUCAUUGUUUACUGUAAACCCAUGCCAACAUCCAAUUGUCAUACUGAAGGAUGUAAAAUUUUCAGACUUGAAAAUCAUGGUUGACUUUAUGUAUUAUGGUGAAGUAAACAUAUCACAGGAUCAGUUACCAUCUAUUAUAAAGACUGCAGAGAGUUUAAAAAUAAAAGGACUUGCAGAAAUGCAUACUGCUUCUUUAACCAAGUGGCCAAGUGGUAGUAGUGAACCUGGAGGAGGAGACCGUGGGGAGUCCUGUUCACCUAGUCCAUCUCCAUUGUCACCAAAUUUUCGUAGAAAGAGAUUAAGGAAAUCAUCCACUGGGUCAACAUCUGGAUCUGGUGAUAAACCAGAAGAAAUGAAUGAAAUCACUUUAGUUGCCACCAAUAUUGUAAAACCAGAACCACUGAUAGUUUCACAAGAAGGCAGUGAAAACCUAAGAAGACCUGUUAAUACCAGUACAGAAUCUCAAGGAAGCAUUGAUGAGGAUCAAAUAUCAAUUAUGAGUAACAUGGAGAACAGUUCAGCAGCAACACCAGCACAAAGUGAUGGCUCUAUACAAGAUGUAAGUCAACAGUCAGGAGGAAAUGUGGCACAGAGUUCAGUUUCUUCACAACCACCUUCACAUCAAGGAUUGCAAUGGACUAUUAUGGAGCAUACAUAUCCACGUUUCGCUCUGUCCUCGUGUCAAACGAAUCUGUCGAUCCAAGCGUCAUCAGCUUUUACCACGCCCGAAAUAACAGCUUCUUCGACCAUCAGCGAUCAGUACUCCGGUACCAGCACGACUGGUUCUAGUUGCGCCCUGACGAAUUAUUCGAACUCCUCGCACGGGACGUUGCAACACGCUUCGUCGAGCGGCCCAUCACCUUCGACACAGUGCCCGAGUAACUGCCAGAGCCCGUGCGCCAGUCCGCAGACCGCAAUUAAGAGGAAACGAUCGACAAAUCCCCAAGCGGACGAGAAUUUUAUAAGGGCGUUAGAUGCCGUUAGAUACGGCGGCAUAGGGUUCUGUAAAGCGGCCAGGAUGUUCGGUGUGAAUAAUCGAACGCUUUGGUUGGAGUAUAAAAAGCGCGGUUACCCGAACAAUCGACCGAGUUUGAAAUCGAGGGUCAAGCAAGAAGUAAAUUCCUCGCCGCCGCCAGCGCCCUCGGCGCAGCCGGUCAAUUCGCAGAGUCCUACGCCGAUGGGCCCCCCCACCACUCCGCACAGUACACACAAUACCCACAGCACGCAUACCAUGCUGACCACUCAUAGUCCUCAUACGAUGUUAAGCGGUUACAUCGAUAGCAGGCAUACGGAUUACGCGUUGCCCAUAGUUUGCAAGCAGCUAGGUUCGAAGAGGUGUCGCCUGUUGAUGCGUCAGCCACGAGUGAAGAAGGAACCGAACCACUUGUCGCCAGACAGCGAGACAUCUUCACCCCACAUCGUCUCUUCCUCCAUCUACGUGACGACACCGUCGCUGAAUCUGCCACAGACGUCGAAAACCUGGGAGGAAACGAGAAUCGCGUCACCGCCGCAAUCGAUCCUUGUGAAUCAACCGAGUCUGUUGACGGUGACCACCUCGACGAACCUGUUGACCGUACCCCAGCCGUCCUACUUGAUGAAACAGCACUCUCACCCGUUGUUGUCUAGUCAGCAACACACCAGCGGCGGGAAUUAUUGGAUACACAGGCAACACUCGAACCCGGAGUUCCCCAGGAGAACCACCAGUCCGUCUAUCGUCGUGGAACCAGCGCCUGUCGUUAAAACAGAGGAGGAAAGUAUGGAGGAACCGAUACCAGCUACCACCAUGGACAUCGCAGGAUCUACUUCAGGGCUGAGGGUGAAAACAACGGAGCUUAGAAGGAGCUCCUCGUCUCCUCAAACGACGAGCAGGGAGUCUAGAGAAAGCACAGGUGGAGAUCUGCGACUUGGUCACUGUCCAGUGUUGCGUCCAGGUCCGGCAUUAGGCUGCAAUCACUGUUGGAACACUAUAGAUGCUCACGGGAGGACGCUUCGAAGGAAGACGAAGUAUCAUUGUCCAGAGUGUCAGGCUAAUCUUUGUAUCGUACCCUGUUUCCAAGAGUACCACGAGCAACGACGAGAGUUGAAGUUGAAGCCUCUACCGAAAACCAGCUCUGUCUAA
Habropoda laboriosa is the source of this 2352-nucleotide messenger RNA. RefSeq lists its product as uncharacterized. The record is from RefSeq and is a predicted model, not a curated record. Gene Ontology annotation, cellular component: nucleus. Gene Ontology annotation, biological process: regulation of transcription by RNA polymerase II. Gene Ontology annotation, molecular function: protein binding; DNA binding. The transcript has 7 exons. The coding region runs from base 64 to 2352 and encodes 762 amino acids. Lineage: Eukaryota; Metazoa; Arthropoda; Insecta; Hymenoptera; Apidae.